AUGAAGGCUUAUUGGUAUGACGGUCUUGAUGGUGACCAGCGCCUGGCACAUGACUCUGGCAAGGAGGUUACCGUCGAAGACCUGAAGAAACUUGGUGUCUUUUACCACCAAAUCACUGAUUUGGAUGGGGUCAACCAGCUGGCGUCGGACCGCGGGUACCGAAACAGAGACGAGAUUGUCGUAUCACCAGAGAAGAUGGGCGAGAUUUACGAGGAAAAGGUCAAAUCCUUCUUCCAUGAGCACUUGCACGAGGAUGAGGAAAUUCGCUAUGUUCGCGACGGUCGAGGCUUCUUUGACGUGAGAAGCGUUGAUGACGCCUGGGUUCGUAUCCGUGUCGAGAAGAUGGCGCUGCGGCCGGCUGACUAUUCGCAGGACGACUUAAUCAUCCUGCCUCCUGGCAUCUACCACCGCUUCACAACCGACGAGUCCAACUACAUCAAGGCCAUGAGGCUCUUCAAGGAUGAGCCCAAAUGGACUCCUUUGAACAGGACGAAGGACCUUGACGUGAACCCGCACAGGAAAGAGUACGUUGAGCAAUACAUUCAGAACGGCGUGUCAGCAUAG
Colletotrichum godetiae is the source of this 564-nucleotide messenger RNA. RefSeq lists its product as uncharacterized. The record is from RefSeq and is a predicted model, not a curated record. Bases 1 to 564 code for a protein of 187 amino acids. The transcript has 4 exons. Lineage: Eukaryota; Fungi; Ascomycota; Sordariomycetes; Glomerellales; Glomerellaceae. Gene Ontology annotation, molecular function: acireductone dioxygenase [iron(II)-requiring] activity.